Molecule: messenger RNA, 1459 nt
Organism: Merops nubicus (carmine bee-eater)
Lineage: Eukaryota; Metazoa; Chordata; Aves; Coraciiformes; Meropidae
Gene: DLGAP1
Product: discs, large (Drosophila) homolog-associated protein 1
Exons: 4
Biological process (GO): signaling
Cellular component (GO): postsynaptic specialization; glutamatergic synapse
Molecular function (GO): molecular adaptor activity
Source: RefSeq, a predicted model, not a curated record
CACCCCUACUACACUCAGAGGAACUCCUUCCAGGCGGAGUGCGUGGUGCCCUACAGCGAGCAGAUGGCCAGCAGCACCUUUCCCCGCAGGCACUACAGCUCCCACCACGAGCUGAAGGACGAGUGCUCCCUGGUGCCCCACGGGGCCCCCAACAAGUCCAACCGCAUCCCCGCCAACCUGCUGGACCAGUUUGAGCGGCAGCUGCCUCUGAACCGGGACGGGGACCACACGCUGCAGUACAAGAGGACCGCCCUGGAGCACCGCAGCGACAGCCCCGGCCGCAUCCGCCACCUCGUCCACUCCGUCCAGAAGCUCUUCACCAAGUCCCACUCGCUGGAGGGACCCUCCAAGGGCAGCGUCAACGGGAGCAAGGCCAGCCCCGAGGAGCCGCAGACGAUGAGGUAUGGGAAGCGCAGCAAGAGCAAAGAGAGGCGCUCGGAAGGUAAGCCCAGGUCCAAUGCCUCAGGAUGGUGGAGUUCAGAUGACAACUUGGACAAUGAUGUUUGCAUUUAUCAUGGUCCCAGUGGGGUCAUGACCAUGGGAAGAUGCCCUGACCGUUCUUCUUCCCAGUACUUUAUGGAAGCCUAUAACACUAUUAGCGAACAUACUGUGAAGUCAUCCAGAAGCAAUAAUGAUGUCAAAUGCUCUACCUGUGCAAACCUGCCUGUGAAUUUGGACUCCCAGUUAAUGAAGAAAAGCUCUUGGUCCUCCACAUUAACCGUGAGCAGAGCCCGUGAAGUUUACCAGAAAGCAUCAGUUAACAUGGACCAGACAGUGGUGAAGGCAGAGACGUGUCAACAGGAACGGUCAUGUCAGUACCUCCAGGUUCCUCAGGACGAGUGGGCCGGGUUCUCCCCGCGGGGGAAGGAGGAGGAGAUCCCCUGCCGGCGGAUGCGCAGCGGCAGCUACAUCAAGGCCAUGGGGGACGAGGACAGCGGCGACUCGGACACCAGCCCCAAGCCCUCCCCCAAGAUUGCUGCGAGGAGAGAGAGCUAUCUCAAGGCCACCCAGCCGUCCCUCACCGAGCUCACCACCCUCAAGAUUUCCAGUGAACACUCACCAAAGCUUCAGAUCCGGAGCCACAGUUACCUGCGGGCAGUGAGUGAGGUGUCCAUCAACAGGAGCCUGGACAGCCUGGACCCCGCGGGGCUGCUGACGUCCCCCAAGUUCCGCUCCCGCAAUGAGAGCUACAUGAGGGCCAUGAGCACCAUCAGUCAGGUGAGCGAGAUGGAGGUGAACGGGCAGUUCGAGUCCGUCUGCGAGUCGGUGUUCAGCGAGCUGGAGUCGCAGGCGGUGGAGGCCCUGGACCUGCCCCUGCCCGGCUGCUUCCGCAUGCGCAGCCACAGCUACGUGCGGGCCAUCGAGAAGGGCUGCUCCCAGGACGACGAGUGCCUGUCCCUGCGCUCCGCCUCCCCCCCACGCACCACCACCACCGUCAGGACCAUCCAGAGCAGCACCG